AUGUCGAGCACAGGCUCCGGCGUCGCCGAUGGUCUACCCGCUAGCCCUUCGUAUCCGCGCACGCGCUCGCAGACCACCAGGCCUCAGCCUGUUCUCAAGCGCAAGGGGUCCGACAUCACCAGGGCGAAGCCGCAGAAAGCCGCCAAGAUCACCGGUGCGGGGCCAUCCCUCAGCGCGACGCCAUCAGUGGACACGUCCCCAGAGGCCGCCGUAGAGUCCCCAGUCGACGUGCCCGCGGCAGCCACCGCUCGGACAUUAUGGCCGCCCGAGGUUCCGCGGUCGAUGCUCUUCACCUUCCGGGUCGGGCCCUCUGCGUUCCAGAUGUACGACGGUGUCAAGCGGAGGUCUGCCUUGGAUGUGUCGUCGGCGUCGGACACCUCCCAGUUCGCGGCUACGGGCUCGGAGCCUAUGUUCGACAACUCUUGGCGCGUCUCUUUCAUCGAGUCCGCGCAUUCACCCCCGCAACGCACGAACAUCGCCCCGCCGAGCGAGCAGAGACGCAUACACGAUUCCUCGAGAAGAUUUGCCACGAACGAAGGUCCUCAGGCCCAAGUCGUAGACCACGAUCUCUCUAGGUUAGAGGCCGCAGUCGACUCGCGUACUAUGGGGCCGUCGCACAAGUGUCCGUUCUGUCCCCGGACGUUUCCCCUCGCCAACGGCUUGACAAUCCACUUAAAAUGGCACUGGGGCGCGAGUGGGCUUGAGUGGAAGAGAGGUAUCAGUCGCACCGGUAAAACUAUCGAUCGUGCUUUGCGCGACGCCGAGCGCAGGCGUGAAGAGGCAGCUAGACAGCAGGACGAACUAGACUUUCCCGGGAUCCCGCCCUCGAUCAGCACGUCCUGCUCACCGCCGCGUGCUUCGUCGAGUUCUCAAUCAUCAACCCGGUUAUCGAACCAGGAGAUGGACUACUCGUUUACGAUGCCCGUCAUGGCCCAAUCUACCUUUAACACGUUCGGCUUCCCGGUCUACUCCUCUCGCUCGUCGACAGCAUCAGAGAGCCCUUACCCUUCGCCCAUCGAGGGACAGUACCCGCAUAUGUUCCAGCCGCCGGUGGUCGCGGCACCAAACAUGUCCUACAACUCAUUCCCACACACUCCCGAACUACUCGCGGACACAGGGUCGACGAACAGCGCAAGCACCGGCCGUAGCUCGCCCACUUGGUCUGAGAACCUCUUCGGCUACGGGGAAGAAGACGCGGAGGGAGACAGUGACCACGACGACGAUCUGUUCGGAGACCACCCCGAUCCCCGAUGCGAAGCAGCCUCAUGUGCCACGGGCAACGCGGCGAGCGCAGGGUCAGCAGUGCGCACGUCUGUCUGCAUCUGCCGUCGUGAACGCUCCGUGGCAGCGGUCGCGUGUAGGGGCGGGAACGUUGGUGGUGGAGGAGGCCGGCGUCGCGCGGUCUCCGUUCGCGUGCGUCCGUUGUUCCUCCGCGCGCCGCGUCUGGCUCCCCUCAGGCUUCCUGCGGCUUUCUUCGACGACGACGACGACGAUGGAGGCGAGGAUGGAGCGUCUCGUGUGUCUACCGGUGAAAAUGGUGGCGAGGACGACGACGAUCCGUUCGCGAUGCGGGGUUUCUCGGCCCCUUCCGACGGCCUCGCCCCGCUGCAUGGUCUUCCGCCUCUCCAGGCGCUGCCCGAACUAGAUGCCGCGUUUCAAAAUCUCUUCGUAUUCUAG
Trametes versicolor FP-101664 SS1 is the source of this 1677-nucleotide messenger RNA. RefSeq lists its product as uncharacterized. Bases 1 to 1677 code for a protein of 558 amino acids. The record is from RefSeq and is a predicted model, not a curated record. The transcript has 4 exons. Lineage: Eukaryota; Fungi; Basidiomycota; Agaricomycetes; Polyporales; Polyporaceae.